Messenger RNA from Sphaerodactylus townsendi, 14168 nucleotides. RefSeq names its product dynein cytoplasmic 1 heavy chain 1 (gene DYNC1H1). Gene Ontology annotation, molecular function: dynein light intermediate chain binding; dynein intermediate chain binding; ATP hydrolysis activity. The record is from RefSeq and is a predicted model, not a curated record. Lineage: Eukaryota; Metazoa; Chordata; Lepidosauria; Squamata; Sphaerodactylidae. Gene Ontology annotation, cellular component: dynein complex. Gene Ontology annotation, biological process: microtubule-based movement.
UAGCGGGGGCGGCGCGUCCAGCGCUCAGUCACCAAAGUCGGCCCUGGGAAGAGCCGGAGAAGCGACCGUAUCUCUGCCGGGCAGCCGAGGAAUUGGCCGGCCAUGUCGGAUUCGGGGGGCGGCGGUGGUGGAGGCGGAGGGGAGGACGGCGGCUUGGAAGUGACCGGCUCGGCGGUGCAGAAUGUGGCCGACGUGUCUGUGCUGCAGAAGCACCUGCGCAAACUGGUGCCGCUGAUGCUGGAGGAUGGCGGGGAGGCGCCGGCCGCGCUGGAAUCGGCGCUGGAGGAGAAGGGCGCCGUGGAGCAGAUGCGCAAGUUCCUCUCGGACCCGCAAGUCCACGCCGUGCUGGUCGAGCGCUCCACCCUCAAGGAGGAUGUUGGUGAUGAAGGAGAGGAAGAAAAGGAAUUCAUUUCCUAUGGCAUAAGUACUGACAUUCAUUAUGGGAUGAAAUCAAACAGUUUGGCAUUCAUUAAACGAACACCGGUAAUUGACGCAGACAAGCCUGUAUCCUCACAGCUCAGAGUCCUCUCCCUCAGCGAAGACUCUCCAUAUGAAACCUUGCAUUCCUUCAUUAGCAAUGCCGUUGCUCCCUUUUUCAAGUCGUACAUCAGAGAGUCUGGCAAAGCAGACAGGGAUGGAGAUAAAAUGGCUCCUUCAGUUGAGAAGAAAAUCGCAGAACUUGAAAUGGGACUCCUGCACCUCCAGCAGAACAUCGAAAUACCAGAGAUCAGCUUGCCGAUCCAUCCAAUCAUUACCAACGUUGCCAAGCAGUGCUACGAGCGUGGGGAAAAGCCGAAGGUCACCGAUUUUGGCGAUAAAGUUGAAGACCCGACCUUUCUCAACCAGUUGCAGUCUGGCGUUAAUCGCUGGAUUAGAGAAAUCCAAAAGGUGACCAAGCUGGAUCGGGACCCUGCAUCAGGCACCGCAUUGCAAGAAAUCAGCUUCUGGCUGAACUUGGAACGUGCCCUCUAUCGGAUUCAGGAGAAGCGUGAAAGCCCUGAGGUUCUCCUAACCUUGGAUAUCUUAAAACAUGGGAAGCGCUUUCAUGCCACUGUCAGUUUUGAUACGGACACAGGUCUAAAACAGGCUUUGGAGACCGUGAAUGACUACAACCCGUUGAUGAAAGACUUCCCCCUGAACGACCUGUUAUCUGCUACUGAGCUGGAUAAGAUAAGGCAGGCGUUGGUGGCCAUAUUCACUCACCUGAGAAAAAUCAGAAACACCAAGUACCCUAUUCAAAGAGCAUUGCGCCUAGUGGAGGCCAUCUCAAGAGACCUGAGCUCCCAACUGCUCAAAGUCUUGGGGACACGGAAGCUCAUGCAUGUUGCCUAUGAAGAGUUUGAGAAGGUCAUGGUUGCCUGUUUCGAAGUCUUCCAGACUUGGGAUGAUGAAUACGAGAAACUGCAAGUCUUGCUGAGAGACAUUGUGAAGAGGAAGAGGGAAGAGAACCUGAAGAUGGUGUGGCGUAUCAACCCCGCCCACAGAAAGCUGCAGGCGCGUCUUGACCAGAUGAGGAAAUUCAGACGUCAGCAUGAGCAGCUGAGAGCUGUUAUUGUGAGAGUCUUAAGACCACAGGUGACUGCAGUAGCCCAGCAAAAUCAGGGAGAGGUACCUGAACCCCAGGACAUGAAAGUAGCAGAGGUCCUGUUUGACGCCGCCGAUGCCAACGCAAUUGAAGAAGUCAACCUGGCUUAUGAGAAUGUCAAAGAAGUAGACGGCUUGGAUGUUUCCAAAGAAGGCACCGAGGCCUGGGAGGCUGCGAUGAAGCGAUACGAUGAACGAAUUGAUCGGGUUGAAACCCGCAUUACUGCUCGCCUGAGGGACCAGCUCGGCACAGCCAAGAACGCCAACGAAAUGUUCAGGAUCUUCUCCAGGUUCAACGCUCUCUUUGUCAGGCCCCACAUCAGAGGCGCCAUCCGCGAGUACCAAACACAGCUCAUCCAGCGGGUGAAAGAUGACAUCGAGUCGCUUCACGACAAGUUCAAAGUGCAGUAUCCGCAGAGUCAGGCUUGCAAAAUGAGCCACGUGCGGGACUUGCCCCCGGUGUCUGGGUCUAUAAUUUGGGCCAAACAGAUUGACAGGCAGCUGACGGCUUACAUGAAGCGUGUGGAAGAUGUCCUUGGAAAGGGUUGGGAGAACCAUGUGGAAGGACAGAAACUGAAACAAGAUGGAGACAGUUUCCGGAUGAAGCUGAAUACCCAAGAAAUAUUCGACGAUUGGGCCAGGAAGGUGCAGCAGCGUAACCUCGGUGUUUCUGGUCGCAUUUUCACUAUUGAAAGCACACGUGUGAGGGGCCGAACAGGAAAUGUGCUCAAACUGAAAGUCAACUUCCUCCCUGAAAUAAUUACACUCUCGAAAGAAGUCCGUAACCUUAAGUGGCUCGGGUUCCGGGUUCCUCUUACAAUUGUCAAUAAAGCUCACCAAGCAAAUCAGCUGUACCCUUUCGCUAUUUCUCUGAUUGAAAGCGUCCGUACAUAUGAACGCACCUGUGAGAAGGUGGAAGAACGUAACACCAUUUCCCUCCUGGUUGCUGGUCUGAAGAAGGAAGUUCAAGCUUUGAUUGGAGAAGGGAUUGCUCUGGUGUGGGAAUCUUACAAACUUGACCCAUAUGUGCAGCGGCUGGCUGAGACAGUCUUCAACUUCCAAGAAAAGGUGGAUGAUUUGCUUAUCAUUGAAGAGAAGAUAGACUUGGAAGUCAGGUCGCUGGAAACUUGCAUGUACGAUCACAAAACCUUCUCGGAAAUCCUGAACAGAGUUCAAAAGGCUGUGGAUGACUUGAACCUUCAUUCAUAUUCCAACUUGCCCAUCUGGGUUAAUAAGCUCGACAUGGAGAUUGAGAGAAUCCUGGGAGUCCGUUUGCAAGCUGGGCUGAGAGCGUGGACACAAGUACUGCUCGGGCAGGCGGAUGAGAAGGCCGAGGUUGACAUGGACACAGAUGCCCCACAAGUCAGUCACAAGCCCGGUGGAGAACCAAAGAUCAAAAACGUUGUGCAUGAGCUGCGGAUAACCAAUCAGGUGAUCUACCUGAACCCCCCAAUUGAAGAUUGCAGAUACAAACUCUUCCAAGAAUUGUUUGCCUGGAAGAUGGUGAUACUGUCCCUGCCUAGAAUCCAGAGUCAGCGGUAUCAGGUUGGUGUACACUAUGAACUCUCAGAAGAGGAAAAAUUCUAUCGGAAUGCGUUGACUCGGAUGCCAGAUGGCCCUUCGGCACUUGAAGAGUCUUACUCUGCAGUCAUGGGGAUUGUCACAGAGGUUGAGCAGUAUGUUAAGGUCUGGCUUCAGUAUCAGUGUCUGUGGGAUAUGCAAGCUGAGAAUAUCUACAACCGUCUUGGAGAAGACUUGAACAAGUGGCAGGCUCUCUUAGUUCAGAUAAGAAAAGCAAGAGGAACUUUUGACAAUGCAGAAACCAGGAAGGAAUUUGGACCGGUCAUCAUAGACUAUGGAAAGGUGCAAUCCAAGGUGAACUUGAAGUACGACUCUUGGCAUAAGGAAGUGCUCAGCAAAUUCGGUCAGAUGCUGGGCCAAAACAUGACCGAGUUCCAUACUCAAAUUUCCAAGUCGAGACAAGAACUAGAGCAGCAUUCCGUGGACACAGCAAGCACAUCGGACGCAGUGACCUUCAUCACUUACGUGCAGUCCCUGAAACGCAAGAUCAAGCAAUUUGAAAAACAAGUUGAACUAUACCGCAAUGGGCAGCGUUUGCUCGAGAAGCAGAGAUUCCAGUUUCCCUCAUCCUGGCUCUACAUUGAUAACAUCGAAGGGGAGUGGGGCGCCUUCAAUGACAUCAUGCGCCGCAAGGAUUCUGCCAUUCAGCAGCAAGUGGCGAACUUGCAGAUGAAGAUCGUGCAAGAGGAUCGAGCCGUGGAGAGCCGCACGGUUGACUUGCUGACGGACUGGGAGAAAACAAAGCCGGUCACGGGUAACCUGCGGCCAGAGGACGCUCUUCAAGCACUGACCAUAUACGAAGGAAAAUUCGGGAGGCUGAAAGAUGACCGUGAAAAAUGCGCAAAAGCCAAAGAGGCGUUGGAACUUACAGAUACGGGACUUCUUAGCGGGAGCGAAGAACGUGUGCAGGUUGCUUUGGAAGAGCUGCAGGAUCUGAAAGGAGUCUGGUCUGAGCUAUCCAAGGUCUGGGAGCAGAUUGAUCAAAUGAAGGAGCAGCCUUGGGUCUCAGUACAACCUCGCAAGCUUCGACAAAGUUUAGAUGGUUUGCUGAAUCAGCUGAAGAAUUUCCCCGCUCGCUUGCGUCAGUAUGCCUCCUAUGAAUAUGUUCAGAGGCUGCUGAAAGGUUACAUGAAGAUCAAUAUGUUGGUGAUUGAGCUGAAGUCUGAAGCUCUUAAGGAUCGCCACUGGAAGCAAUUGAUGAAGAGGCUGCAUGUGAAUUGGGUGGUUUCUGAACUCACCCUGGGACAGAUUUGGGAUGUUGACUUGCAGAAGAAUGAGAUGAUCGUGAAAGAUGUUCUGAUCGUGGCUCAGGGAGAGAUGGCGCUGGAGGAAUUUUUGAAGCAGAUCAGAGAAGUAUGGAACACCUACGAACUGGACUUGGUGAACUACCAGAACAAGUGUCGCUUGAUCCGUGGUUGGGAUGAUCUCUUCAACAAAGUGAAAGAGCACAUCAACAGCGUCUCUGCAAUGAAACUCUCGCCGUACUACAAGGUGUUUGAAGAAGAUGCACUGAGCUGGGAAGACAAACUGAAUCGUAUCAUGGCACUCUUUGAUGUCUGGAUUGAUGUCCAGAGGCGUUGGGUGUACCUGGAAGGCAUCUUCACUGGUAGCGCUGAUAUCAAGCACCUGCUGCCAGUGGAAACGCAGAGGUUCCAAAGCAUCAGUACAGAAUUCCUGGCUCUCAUGAAAAAGGUGUCCAAAUCUCCCCUGGUCAUGGAUGUUCUGAAUAUUCAGGGUGUUCAGAGAUCGCUGGAGAGAUUAGCCGACUUGCUUGGGAAGAUCCAGAAGGCCUUGGGCGAGUACUUGGAACGAGAGAGGUCUUCUUUCCCCCGGUAAAUAAUUGUGUCCAUUGAUUCUUUGCUUUCUGGUUUUACUGCUACAUGAAGACGGUUUGAAAUCAAUGGGAACAGCAAGAAUGUCGCCAAACUGCAGAAACACUUCAAGAAGAUGUUUGCCGGGGUGUCCAGCAUCAUUCUGAACGAGGACAGCUCUGUCGUCCUGGGAAUCUCUUCCCGGGAGGGCGAAGAGGUACGGCAGGUUUUUCUCAACUGUCGUAUACAUUUAAGGAAUCACGAGUGGCUCACGCUAUCGAGAAUGAGAGGACUUCGCUAAAGCUGCUUGUCGAAGUCAGUCACCGAGGGUCAAAUCUUCGGGUAAGCUUUGUAAUUCCCAUCGAGCGCCACCACCUACAUCUCCUGGAUUGACAAAUAUCAGGCCCAGCUUGUUGUCCUGUCGGCACAGAUUGCCUGGUCGGAGAACGUGGAGUCCGCAUUGAAUGGCAUGGGCGGCGGCGGUGACAGUACACCUCUGCAGUCUGUGCUGGCCAACGUUGAGGUCACCUUGAACGUGCUUGCGGAUUCUGUGUUGAUGGAGCAGCCGCCUCUCCGCAGGAAGAAACUGGAACAUCUGAUUACUGAACUGGUGCACCAACGGGAUGUUACGAGAUCCCUGGUCAGAAGCAGAAUCGACAACUCCAAAUCCUUUGAGUGGCUCUGCCAGAUGAGGUUCUACUUCGACCCGAAGCAGACAGAUGUGUUGCAGCAGCUGUCCAUCCAGAUGGCAAAUGCCAAAUUCAACUAUGGUUUCGAAUACCUUGGCGUACAAGAUAAACUGGUGCAAACUCCACUAACUGAUCGCUGCUACCUGACAAUGACUCAAGCGCUGGAGGCCAGGCUGGGAGGGUCUCCGGCUAUAUGGUUGCCGCUGGGGCCUGCUGGAACUGGUAAAACAGAAUCUGUCAAGGCUCUUGGGCACCAGCUUGGCCGGUUUGUCCUUGUUUUCAACUGUGACGAAACGUUUGAUUUCCAGGCAAUGGGCCGCAUCUUCGUGGGUCUCUGCCAGGUGGGCGCCUGGGGCUGCUUUGACGAGUUCAACAGGCUUGAGGAGCGGAUGCUGUCGGCUGUUUCUCAGCAGAUUCAGUGCAUCCAAGAAGCCUUGCGGGAGCAUUCCAAUCCAAACUUGGACAAAGCUUCUACCCCCAUUACCUGCGAGCUGCUGAACAAGCAAGUAAAAGUGAGCGCGGACAUGGCCAUCUUCAUCACCAUGAACCCUGGCUACGCCGGGAGAUCAAACCUCCCCGACAACUUGAAGAAGCUGUUCCGUAGCUUGGCCAUGACCAAGCCUGACCGCCAGCUGAUUGCCCAAGUCAUGUUGUACUCUCAGGGCUUCCGGACCGCUGAAGUGCUUGCCAACAAGAUAGUCCCGUUCUUUAGGUUGUGUGAUGAGCAGCUGUCUUCUCAAAGCCACUACGACUACUUAUGGGCAAUUGAAGAUAGGUCAGUUGGUAACGAAAGAGAGAGAAUUCAGAAGAUCAAACGCGAGAAGGAAGAGCGGGGCGAAGUGGUUGACGAAGGAGAGAUUGCUGAGAACUUGCCAGAACAAGAGAUCCUGAUCCAGAGCGUCUGUGAAACCAUGGUACCCAAACUGGUUGCAGAAGACAUCCCGUUGCUGUUCAGCCUCCUGUCCGACGUGUUCCCCGGCAUUCAGUAUCAUCGUGGAGAAAUGACCGCCUUGAGGGAAGAACUGAAGAAGGUGUGUCAAGAAAUGUACCUCACGUACGGUGACGGAGAAGACGUUGGCGGAAUGUGGGUCGAAAAGGUUCUCCAACUCUACCAGAUCACUCAGAUCAACCAUGGUCUGAUGAUGGUGGGUCCUUCCGGAAGUGGGAAGAGCAUGGCUUGGAGAGUGCUCCUGAAAGCCCUGGAGAGGUUGGAGGGUGUGGAAGGCGUCGCCCACAUCAUUGACCCCAAAGCAAUCAGCAAAGACCAUCUGUAUGGCACUCUGGAUCCCAACACCAGAGAGUGGACCGAUGGAUUGUUCACGCAUGUCUUGAGAAAGAUUAUAGACAACGUGAGAGGCGAGCUGCAGAAGCGCCAGUGGAUCAUCUUUGAUGGAGAUGUCGAUCCUGAAUGGGUUGAGAACUUGAACUCUGUUUUGGAUGACAACAAGCUGCUGACUCUGCCAAACGGGGAGCGUCUGAGCCUCCCACCAAAUGGUUGUAGAGGAGAAGCCUCAGCGCAGGCUAAGGGCAAAGAAGACAGGGGAGGAAGCCGCCUCCCACUGUUGCAGAUUCAGAGAGACGCAGCUACGAUUAUGCAGCCCUACUUCACGUCGAACGGGCUGGUGACAAAGGCACUUGAACACGCCUUCAAGUUGGAGCACAUCAUGGAUCUCACACGCCAUGCCUGCUUGCCUCGCUCGCUUCUUUUCCAUAUGCUGCACCAGGCUUGUUUAAUGUGAUGCGAGUACAAUGCCAACCACCCGGACUUCCCCAUGCAGAUAGAUCAGCUUGAACGCUACAUCCAGCGGUAUCUGGUUUAUGCGAUUCUGUGGUCAUUCUGUGGAGACAGUCGUCUGAAGAUGAGAGCUGAACUGGGUGAAUACAUCCGAAGAAUCACCACCGUGCCACUGCCUACAGCACCAAAUAUCCCAAUAAUUGAUUACGAGGUGUCAAUUACCGGUGAAUGGGUGCCCUGGCAAUCAAAGGUUCCACAGAUUGAAGUUGAGACUCACAAAGUUGCAGCUCCGGAUGUGGUGGUGCCCACCCUGGACACUGUCCGCCACGAAGCCUUGCUCUACACGUGGCUUGCUGAACACAAACCCCUUGUCCUCUGUGGCCCGCCGGGUUCUGGAAAGACCAUGACUCUCUUCAGUGCACUCAGGGCUUUGCCUGACAUGGAGGUGGUCGGGACUGGUCUCUCCAGCUGCUAUCACUCCCCUUGUGAGCUUCGAAAACCUUUUGACCACUAUUAUAGUACAGGGCUGCGAUUUAAUGGUGUGGUGCUGGCUCCCGUUCAGCUCGGGAAAUGGCUGGUGCUCUUCUGUGAUGAAAUCAACUUGCCAGAUAUGGAUAAAUACGGCACCCAGAGAGUCAUCUCCUUCAUUAGACAGAUGGUAGAGCAUGGAGGCUUCUACCGAACAUCAGACCAGACAUGGGUAAAACUGGAGCGAAUUCAGUUUGUUGGCGCAUGUAACCCGCCAACAGAUCCUGGAAGAAAACCUCUUUCACACAGAUUCCUGCGCCACAUUCCAGUUGUGUACGUGGACUACCCUGGGCCAGCUUCUCUCACUCAGAUCUAUGGCACUUUCAAUCGGGCCAUGUUGAGGCUCAUUCCGUCUCUCCGCACCUACGCAGAGCCUCUCACUGCUGCUAUGGUGGAGUUCUAUACAAUGUCUCAGGAAAGAUUCACGCAGGACACGCAGCCGCACUAUAUCUAUUCACCCCGUGAAAUGACUCGAUGGGUGAGAGGUAUCUUUGAAGCUCUGAGACCAUUGGAAACGUUACCUGUCGAAGGCCUUAUUAGAAUCUGGGCACAUGAAGCUUUGCGGCUCUUCCAGGACAGGCUUGUGGAAGACGAUGAAAGACGCUGGACCGAUGAAAACAUUGAUUUGGUGGCUCUGAAGCAUUUCCCCAACAUAGACAAAGAGAAAGCGAUGUGCAGGCCCAUUCUGUACAGCAAUUGGCUGUCAAAGGAUUACAUCCCAGUUGAUCAGGAAGAGCUGAGAGAUUAUGUAAAAGCCCGGCUGAAAGUCUUCUACGAAGAAGAGCUUGAUGUACCACUGGUCUUGUUCAAUGAAGUCUUAGAUCAUGUGCUGCGAAUUGACAGGAUCUUCCGUCAGCCUCAGGGGCACUUGCUUUUGAUUGGUGUUAGCGGAGCUGGGAAGACUACUCUCUCACGAUUUGUGGCUUGGAUGAAUGGCUUAAGCGUCUAUCAGAUUAAGGUGCACAGAAAAUAUACUGGAGAAGACUUUGACGAAGAUCUAAGGACAGUGUUGAGACGCUCUGGCUGCAAGAAUGAGAAAAUAGCGUUCAUAAUGGAUGAAUCAAAUGUACUCGAUUCUGGGUUCCUUGAGAGAAUGAAUACUCUUCUAGCCAACGGAGAGGUUCCAGGUCUGUUUGAAGGAGAUGAAUACGCCACUCUCAUGACUCAGUGUAAGGAAGGGGCUCAGAAAGAGGGCUUGAUGUUGGAUUCGCACGAAGAGCUGUAUAAAUGGUUCACCAGCCAAGUCAUUCGCAAUCUCCACGUUGUCUUCACCAUGAACCCAUCAUCUGAGGGCUUGAAAGACCGGGCAGCCACGUCUCCAGCUCUCUUCAACAGGUGUGUCUUGAACUGGUUUGGAGACUGGUCGACUGAGGCCCUUUAUCAAGUGGGCAAAGAGUUUACCAGCAAAAUGGACCUUGAAAAGCCCAAUUACAUUGUGCCCGACUACAUGCCAGUGGUGUACGAUAAGCUGCCGCAGCCACCAUCACACAGGGAAGCUAUUGUAAACAGUUGCGUGUUUGUUCACCAGACCCUUCACCAGGCUAACGCUCGCUUGGCCAAAAGAGGAGGCAGGACAAUGGCCAUCACCCCUCGCCAUUAUUUGGACUUCAUCAACCACUAUGCCAAUUUAUUCAAUGAAAAAAGGAGUGAGCUGGAAGAGCAGCAAAUGCAUUUGAACGUUGGUCUUAGGAAGAUCAAGGAAACGGUUGACCAGGUAGAAGAAUUGCGCCGUGACUUGAGAAUAAAAAGCCAAGAGCUGGAAGUCAAGAACGCUGCACUUUUACAAGGGUUGAUGGUGAAGGAUCGUGCGCAGGAGGCAGAAAAGUGCCAGGUGAUGAGCCAAGAAAUCCAAGAACAGUUGCACAAACAGCAAGAGGGCAUUGCAGACAAGCAGAUGAGUGUGAAGGAAGAUCUGGACAAAGUGGAGCCUGCAGUCAUUGAGGCUCAGAAUGCUGUUAAAUCAAUAAAGAAGCAACACCUGGUAGAGGUCCGCUCUAUGGCCAACCCGCCUGCAGCAGUGAAGCUGGCCCUAGAGUCUAUCUGCCUGCUCUUGGGCGAAAGCACAACUGACUGGAAGCAGAUACGCUCCAUCAUUAUGCGGGAAAACUUCAUCCCAACCAUUGUAAACUUUUCAGCUGAGGAGAUCAGUGAUGCCAUCCGGGACAAGAUGAAGAAGAACUACUUAUCAAAUCCCAGUUACAAUUACGAAAUCGUGAACAGAGCGUCGCUGGCCUGUGGCCCUAUGGUGAAAUGGGCUAUUGCACAGUUGAACUACGCCGACAUGUUGAAACGGGUGGAGCCCCUUCGGAACGAGCUGCAGAAGUUGGAGGAUGAUGCCAAAGAUAACCAGCAGAAGGCUAACGAAGUGGAGCAGAUGAUCAGAGACCUGGAGGCCAGCAUUGCCCGCUACAAGGAGGAGUAUGCCGUGCUGAUUUCCGAAGCUCAAGCUAUUAAGGCAGACCUGGCUGCUGUAGAAGCAAAAGUAAACCGUAGCACAGCUCUCUUGAAGAGCCUGUCCGCAGAACGUGAAAGAUGGGAGAAAACGAGUGAAACCUUCAAGAACCAGAUGUCCACCAUUGCAGGAGACUGCUUGCUCUCGGGAGCUUUCAUUGCUUACGCCGGUUACUUUGACCAACAAAUGCGUCAAAACCUCUUCACGACUUGGUCUCACCAUUUGCAGCAAGCAAAUAUUCAGUUCCGCACAGACAUCGCAAGGACCGAAUACCUGUCCAAUGCAGAUGAACGCCUUCGCUGGCAGGCAAGCUCCCUACCUGCUGAUGACCUGUGCACUGAAAACGCUAUUAUGCUGAAGCGAUUUAACAGGUAUCCCCUGAUCAUCGAUCCCUCUGGCCAAGCUACAGAAUUCAUCAUGAAUGAAUAUAAGGACCGCAAGAUAACUCGGACCAGCUUCUUGGAUGAUGCUUUCAGGAAGAACUUGGAGAGCGCCUUGCGGUUUGGGAAUCCUUUGCUUGUCCAGGAUGUGGAGAGUUAUGACCCUGUCCUGAAUCCUGUGCUGAACCGAGAAGUCCGGAGAACUGGCGGUCGAGUUCUUAUCACCCUGGGAGAUCAGGAUAUUGACUUGUCACCCUCUUUUGUCAUUUUCCUCUCUACCAGGGACCCAACAGUCGAGUUCCCACCUGAUCUCUGUUCCCGUGUGACAUUUGUCAAUUUCACCGUAACUCGCAGUAGCUUGCAGAGUCAGUGCCUGAAUGAGGUGCUGAAAGCAGAAAGACCAGAUGUGGAUGAGAAACGCUCUGAUCUCCUAAAACUUCAAGGUGAAUUCCAGCUGCGUCUGCGGCAGUUAGAAAAGUCUCUCCUGCAAGCCCUCAAUGAAGUGAAGGGGCGGAUCUUGGAUGAUGACACCAUCAUAACAACACUGGAGAACCUGAAGAAAGAAGCGGCGGAAGUUACCAGAAAAGUCGAGGAAACGGACAUUGUCAUGCAAGAAGUGGAGACCGUGUCUCAGCAGUAUCUUCCCCUUUCUACCGCCUGCAGCAGUAUCUACUUCACAAUGGAGUCACUCAAACAGAUUCACUUCUUAUACCAGUAUUCUCUCCAGUUUUUCCUGGACAUUUAUCACAACGUCUUGUACGAGAACCCAAAUCUGAAGGGCAUUACUGACCAUACCCAGCGUCUUUCCAUCAUCACAAAGGAUCUCUUCCAGGUGGCUUUCAAUAGAGUGGCUCGUGGGAUGCUCCACCAGGAUCACAUCACCUUUGCUAUGCUGUUGGCAAGGAUUAAACUGAAAGGCACUAUUGGGGAGCCUGCCUACGACGCAGAAUUCCAGCACUUCUUAAGAGGGAAAGAAAUCGUUCUCAGCAACACGUCUCUCCCCAAGAUCAGUGGCCUGACUGUGGAGCAGCUGGAAGCCAUGAUGAGGCUGAACUUCCUUCCUUCAUUCAGGGACCUGGUUUCCAAAGUACAGGCUGAUGACCAAUUCUGCAUCUGGCUUGACAGCAGUUCCCCGGAGCAAACUGUGCCUUAUCUUUGGACUGAAGACAAGCCUGCAACCCCCAUCGGGCAGGCCAUCCACCGCUUGCUCCUGAUCCAGGCUUUCCGCCCCGACCGUCUCCUGGCCAUGGCGCACCAGUUUGUUUCCACCAACCUUGGCGAGAACUUCAUGUCCAUUAUGGAGCAGCCCUUGGAUCUGGCGAACAUUGUAGACACUGAGGUGAAACCAAACACUCCCGUGUUGAUGUGCUCAGUGCCCGGCUAUGACGCCAGCGGUCACGUUGAAGACCUUGCUGCUGAGCAGAAUACGCAGAUAACUUCCAUUGCUAUUGGUUCUGCUGAAGGUUUCAACCAAGCGGACAAGGCCAUCAAUACAGCAGUGAAAUCGGGCAGGUGGGUCAUGCUGAAGAACGUCCACUUGGCCCCCGGGUGGUUGAUGCAGCUCGAAAAGAAGCUCCAUUCCCUCCAGCCUCAUGCGUGCUUUAGGCUUUUCCUGACAAUGGAGAUAACUCCCAAAGUGCCAGUGAACUUGCUACGUGCUGGCCGAAUUUUCGUAUUUGAGCCACCACCUGGUGUGAAGGCCAACAUGCUGAGAACUUUUAGCAGCAUUCCCGUGUCCAGAAUGUGCAAGUCACCAAACGAGCGUGCUCGCCUCUAUUUCCUCCUCGCGUGGUUCCACGCCAUCAUUCAAGAACGUCUGCGAUAUGCUCCUCUGGGCUGGUCCAAAAAAUACGAAUUUGGUGAAUCGGAUCUAAGAUCUGCAUGCGAUACAAUAGAUACAUGGCUAGAUGACACAGCUAAGGGCCGACAGAAUAUCUCACCCGACAAGAUCCCAUGGUCUGCUCUGAAGACUCUGAUGGCCCAGUCAAUUUACGGUGGCCGUAUCGAUAACGAAUUUGACCAGCGCUUGCUGAACACUUUCCUGGAGCGCCUGUUCACCACUUUGAGCUUUGACAGCGAAUUCAAGUUGGCUUGUAAGGUGGACGGACACAAAGACAUUCAGAUGCCAGAUGGAAUUAGGCGUGAAGAAUUUGUCCAGUGGGUGGAGCUGCUGCCGGACACCCAGACUCCGUCCUGGCUGGGCUUGCCAAACAACGCCGAAAAAGUUCUUCUCACCACCCAGGGUAUCGAUAUGAUCAGUAAAAUGCUGAAGAUGCAAAUGUUAGAAGAUGAGGAUGACUUAGCCUACGCGGAGACCGAGAAGAAGGCGCGAACAGACUCCACCUCCGAUGGCCGUCCAGCCUGGAUGCGGACCCUGCAUACCACAGCUUCCAACUGGCUCCAUGUUAUUCCACAAACUCUGAAUCACCUGAAACGUACUGUGGAAAACAUUAAGGACCCGUUGUUCAGGUUCUUUGAAAGAGAAGUCAAGAUGGGAGCCAAACUCCUCCAAGACGUCAGACAAGACCUGGCAGAUGUCGUUCAAGUGUGCGAGGGCAAGAAGAAGCAAACCAAUUACCUGAGGACCCUUAUUAACGAGCUGGUGAAAGGCAUUCUGCCCCGGAGCUGGUCUCAUUACACGGUGCCUGCUGGUAUGACAGUGAUCCAGUGGGUGUCUGACUUCAGUGAACGCAUUAAGCAGCUCCAGAGUAUCUCCCAGGCAGCAGCUUCUGGUGGAGCCAAAGAACUGAAGAAUAUCCACGUGUGCUUGGGUGGCCUCUUUGUGCCCGAGGCCUACAUUACGGCUACAAGGCAAUAUGUGGCUCAGGCCAACAGCUGGUCCCUUGAAGAACUCUGCCUGGAGGUCAAUGUGACAACUACUCAGAACGCAGUCCUGGACGCCUGCAGUUUUGGAGUGACAGGUCUGAAACUUCAAGGGGCUACUUGCAACAACAACAAACUGUCCCUCUCCAAUGCUAUUUCAACCGUCUUGCCCAUAACUCAGCUGCGUUGGAUCAAGCAGACCAAUGCGGACAAAAAGGCUAAUGUGGUGACUCUCCCGGUUUACCUAAACUUCACCCGCGCUGAUCUGAUUUUCACAGUCGACUUCGAAAUCGCUACUAAGGGGGAUCCUCGGAGCUUCUAUGAACGUGGCGUGGCUGUUUUGUGUACUGAAUAAAAAGCUUAAUGCAUAACAGUAGUCAAAAUGUAUGUCUGUAUUCCAGUUCUAGAGCAUUACUUUAACACUGUGGGGCAUGUGGUUAAGUUGUCAGGUGGUUGUGCACAGUGGAGCAGGAUGGAUGUGGUUGAAAAUGACAAAUGGUUGGAAGGACUGGUUUUAGAAGGUUGCAGAGAAGUGCAUUCUUGUUGAAUUUGCUUUUAAAUGAAAUAAAACUUUGAUGUACCAUU